AUGGCUACAGUAAUCCCUCUUCUACCUGUGCCUGUUGAGCAUCCGAUAGUGACCGGAAGAUCUCAAUGCACCACGAUCCCCCAUGAGCAGCCUAUCCCGGCCACGGCUGCCCCAGAGGUCAACAAAAUACUGCCAGAAGCUGAGCUAGAACCAAAGCACCCGAGUUACACCCUUCCCACAAUAUCCCUUGUUGAUCGAUAUGCGGAUGAACCACGAAAAAUAAGGGUUGCGGUUAUUGGUGCAGGGUUAUCGGGUCUCAUUGCUGGAGUACUGCUUCCAGCCAAGGUUCCUAGUAUUGAGUUGACCAUCUUCGAAAAAAAUUCAGACGUGGGAGGAGCCUGGUUUGAGAAUGUGUAUCCCGGUGUCCGUUGUGAUAUCCCAGCACAUGUGUACCAGACAUCGUUUGAGACAAAUACACAGUGGUCUGAGGAAUAUGCCCAGGGGGCAGAGAUUAGAGAGUACUGGACGGGCAUCGCGCGGAAGUAUGAAGUGUACAAGUACCUAAAACUCUCCCAGCGCGUUGAACAACUCUCAUGGGACAAUAAAAGGUCCAUCUGGCUGAUCAAGAUUCAAAACCUUCCGACGGGAGAGUUUUACACUAAUGAGGCCGAUUUCGUACUGACGGCAAUAGGGAGGUUCAACGACUGGAAACUGCCGAAUUAUCCAGGACUCAAGGACUUCAAAGGGCUGAUUCGACAUGCAUCCAACUGGGAUCCAACAUUUGAUGUUGUAGGAAAGAGAGUCGCAGUCAUUGGAAACGGGUCAACAGGUAUCCAACUGGCAACAAAUAUACAAAGUCAGGUUUCGCGCUUGGAUCACUACGCACGUAGCAAGACAUGGAUAGCGACAGAUUUUAUUGGAGAUUCAACAAAGCUGCAAUCAUUCCCUAUACCCGGAGAGACCAGAAGUUCAUUUGGCGACAUGAACAUAUACCUCAAGUACCGCAAAGGUAUAGAACAGAAUUUCUGGCGUGGUUUCGACGGUUGGCUCAAGGACUCAGAGAGCAAUGAGCACGCACGUGAAGAAUAUACUCAGCAUUUGAAGAAGCGUUUAGCUAAGAAACCAGAACUAGUCGAAGCUAUGAUACCGGAAUUUUCUCCACAUUGCCGACGUUUGACGCCUGGUCCGGGAUACUUGGAAGCUAUCACUGCGGAAAAUGUUGACUAUAUCCAGACGCCAAUCAAGUGCUUCACAGAGACCGGUAUCAUAACAGUAGACGGCAAACAUCGAGAAGUUGAUGCUAUAUUUGCUGCUACAGGGGCAAACAUCGAUGCAGUGCCUCCAUUCAGUAUCACUGCAAAUGGAAAGGAUAUAACCAAACUCUGGUCAGAAGGUGGAGAGUACGGGUUUCCUUACAGCUAUCUUGGUCUUGCAACUCCUGGGUUCCCCAACCUGUUAUUUAUCCUUGGACCUAACGGUGCAGGCCGCUCUGGAACGGUACCGCACAACGUGGAAGUACAGGUAACGCUCUUUGCAAGGAUUCUCAGAAAAGUCAGCAGAGAGGGUAUCAAAACGAUUCAGCCGUCUAAGAAAGCCACCGACGACUUUGUGCAGUACUCGGACGCCUUCUGGAAGACGACUGUGUUAUCUGAGAACUGCCGUUCAUGGUAUAAUGGUGGCAAGCCUGGAUCGCGAAUCCAUGGGCUUUGGCCUGGAAGCUCGUCACUGGUCUCCAUCAUCUCUAAUGAUCCCAGAUGGGAGGAUUGGGAAUAUGAGUAUCUCUCUGACACUAAUAAUUGCCUGGUAUGGUAUUUUGGCAAAGGAAGCACCAAGAUGGAGAAGGACCCAGAGUAUGAUAUUACCUCUUAUCUGGUAGAUCCGGCUGAGAUUGAUUUGAGGAAGCUCCAUGAGGGCCGGUACCAAGUUGUUCACAAGCUGGGUUAUGGGACGUACUCCACCAUCUGGCUCACAAAUGAUAGGCAACAGGGAGCCUAUGUCGCUGUCAAAGUCAGCACUGCAGAUGCACCUCCUCACGAGGCUGAAAUUCUACAUGCCUUGGCAAGGUCUCAACCUGGCCAUCUGGGCCGGGCUAUGAUCCCUACAAUUCUAGAUGAAUUUGAGCUCCAAGGUCCCAACGGACGGCAUAGAUGCUAUGUGACAGCUCCAGUUCGGAGUAGUGUAGGGGCAGCAAAAUUCUGCUGUUGCUUUGCAAUCGAGGCUGCUCGUGCACUGAUUGCACAGCUGGUUUUGGCCGUUGCAUACACGCAUGCCCAGGGGUUUAUUCACGGAGAUAUUCGCCUUGGAAAUAUUCUUCUUCGUCUACCAUCAAGCUUUAAUCAACUCUCAACUGACCAGCUUUAUGAAAAUUUCGGUGAGCCUUGCAAAGAAGGACUUGUCCGCCUUGAUGGAAAGCCUCUCUCCCCCAAUGCCACUGCAUAUGCAACUGUGCCAGUAUGGCUAGGGAAGCAAGCAAACCUAAUUCCACUCUGUGAGGCGCAUCUUCAUCUUAGCGACUUCGGUGAAGGCUUCCCACCAGCGACUCAGCAACGGCCUGGUGGUGAGUGUCAUGCCCCCGUUCCAGUCUUACCACCUGAGGCUCUCUUUGAGCCUGAGAAACCUCUCUCAUUUCCAUCUGAUAUCUGGACUCUCGCCUGCGCCAUGUGGCCCAUUUUUGGAAUGCGGUCACUCUUUGACAGUACGCUUGCGACGCGCGAUGAUAUUGCCUCCCAGCAGGUAGAUGUUCUUGGGCUAUCAUCCUUCCCGUCUGAAUGGUGGAACACGUGGGAGGCACGUCUCAAGUACUUUGACGAGGCAGGUCAGCCAAAGGACGGCCAAAGUGCAGUCCAAUCUCUCGAGUUUGCAUUCGAAGAGGAUAUCAGGCUGCACGACGGGAAGACGGCAUGGACGAAUUCAGCGGGGAAGAGACGGCGGCUAUCCUAG
Messenger RNA from Arthroderma uncinatum, 2880 nucleotides. RefSeq lists its product as uncharacterized. Gene Ontology annotation, biological process: protein phosphorylation. Bases 1 to 2880 code for a protein of 959 amino acids. The record is from RefSeq and is a predicted model, not a curated record. Gene Ontology annotation, molecular function: protein kinase activity; ATP binding; N,N-dimethylaniline monooxygenase activity. NCBI's taxonomy places the organism in Eukaryota, Fungi, Ascomycota, Eurotiomycetes, Onygenales, Arthrodermataceae. The transcript has 4 exons.